Messenger RNA from Suillus subaureus, 900 nucleotides. RefSeq lists its product as uncharacterized. The transcript is spliced from 2 exons. The record is from RefSeq and is a predicted model, not a curated record. Bases 1 to 900 code for a protein of 299 amino acids. Lineage: Eukaryota; Fungi; Basidiomycota; Agaricomycetes; Boletales; Suillaceae.
AUGGCACAUCUCACUGACUUGCAAUGCUCUGCUCUUCAGAGUGCUCAAAUACUUCUAGAUAAUGUUGGUCUUUCUCCACAUGACCUUGAUUCCACGUUGCCACUACCAUCUCUGAGUCACUCUCCAACACCCAGUAUCUUGGAACAAUCCACUCAAAGUUCUUCCAGCCUUAGCUCACCUCCCUCAUCUUCCACCAGCCCUUGCUUGACUGUUCUUGGUGCUUGCUACAACCCGCCUGCAGCCCAACCUUUCAUUCCAGAUGAUUGGCUGCACAAAUGUCACCAUUUCACUCGAAAAAGUACUGCACAUGCAUCUAUCGAGCAUCCUCUUGGUGCUAUUGUGGAAUAUCCUCAAACCGGUGAUGCUCCUGAUCAGUCAAUUGCACAUAUCUUCAACAUCAAUCCCUCUACCUUUCACAGUUCUCAGCACCCCAAGGCCAAUUUUCAAUACUCGUUGGGUGAUGUACAUGGAGGUUGUGAUGUGUCUAAAUGUCUCAUGCUGCGAGAUGGUCAAGGACAACCAGUAUCCUGUUCUAACCUCAAGACAUAUUGCAAAGGGCUCAAAAUUUGCUCUGCACGACCACACGACACAACAACUCAUCAUUUCACCAAUAUUUUAGAGGUCUCUUCUUUGAUUAUUGCUACCACUACUGCAGCGAAAUCUGUAAACAAUGCUGAGAAGGAGGUUUUUCAGAAGACUUUCGCUUUUUUUGUUGCUCUUAACCAACAUGGGUGCACAUUUGAUGCUGAGCUCAACUCUGACACUUCUGAGAAUCAUGAUGUGACAGAUAUCACCAAUGAUACUGCUGAUGAUACUGAGGAUGGCCUCACACCUGAUCAGUAUCUUGACAAAGCUACACUCAACUCUGACCUUGAUUAUGAGUGCUCACCUUUGAGUUGA